AUGGCUUGGAACUUGGCUGUGCAAUGUGACAAAGACCCAGUGACAAUGAGAGAGUUUUUCAUACUUUCUUAUAAGCUGUCCCAGUUUUGUCCUUCUGAUCAAGUAAUUCUGAUUACACAGAAAACAUGUUUACUUAUGGCAGCUGCAGUUGAUCUAGAGCAAGGGAAAAAAGCUUCAACAACUAUUGAGCAGACCAGGUUACUGAGUCGUGCACUUGAGCAGGUCCAUAAAUGCAGAGACAUCUGGAAUCUCCUAAAAGAAACAGGGGACUUCUCAAAUGAUCCAUCUGAGACAUUGCUUCUGCUGUAUGAAUUUGAAGUUAAAGCCAAAAUGAAUGAUCCAUUACUGGACAGCUUCAUGGAACCAGUGUGGGAACUGCCUCAUUUAGAAAGUAAAACUUUUGAAACAAUUGCAUUAUUAGCAAUGGAAAUGCCUGCACACUAUCCUUCCAUCGCUGUAAAGGCCUUGAAAAAGGCUUUAUUGCUCCAUAAAAAGAAAGAAUCAAUUGAUGUUUUGAAGUACAGCAAAUGUAUUCACCACUUGAUUAACCUCUUAAUGCCAAAUGGGGCAUGGACUACAGAACUCUGUCCCUUGGAAGAAGUUUGGGGAUAUUUUGAAGACGCUCUGAAUCUUAUUAGCCAUACCGAAGGCUACCCAGAAAUGGAGGUUCUCUGGCUGAUGAUCAAGUCCUGGAAUACUGGAAUACUUAUGUAUGGCAGAAGCAAGUAUGUGUCUGCUGAAAAAUGGUGUGGCCUGGCAUUGCGUUUCCUUAACCACAUUGGCUCACUCAAGAGAAACUAUGAAGCUCAGAUAAACAUCCUCAGACUCCUCAGCUGUUCCUCGUGUGAAGUAGUCAAGUUUACCUCGCAGGAGCCAAAUUCCAAGUUCCAGUGAGAUCUGAUCAA
Talpa occidentalis (Iberian mole) is the source of this 905-nucleotide messenger RNA. RefSeq names its product testis-expressed protein 11. The transcript has 9 exons. The record is from RefSeq and is a predicted model, not a curated record. Gene Ontology annotation, cellular component: central element. Gene Ontology annotation, biological process: synaptonemal complex assembly; reciprocal meiotic recombination; male meiosis chromosome segregation. The coding region runs from base 1 to 894 and encodes 297 amino acids. NCBI's taxonomy places the organism in Eukaryota, Metazoa, Chordata, Mammalia, Eulipotyphla, Talpidae.